AUGGCAUUCAUGAGGGAGUGCUGGCCAAGGAGACCGUUUCGUCGCCAAAGCUUUAGAUUGGUGGGUGAGACCCUUGAGCAGUCGCUUCAAAAAGUGCCCGGCCUCCUGGCCCCGAUUGCAGCACCAAGUGAUGUGCUGGCCGGGUCUUUGCAUCGCGUCAUCGACGAGGAGCCUCCUCUCCAGCCGUCGCACCUUUUUCGGCAUCACUCCUCUCCGGCUGAACUGGCAUCUCUGGCUUCUGGACAGGCGCUGCACAAGCAGCCGACUCCGGAACACAAGGCAUGGCUCGUUUUCCUUUUCGUUCUGCUCGAUGCAUCGAAGAGCAUUGCCGUCAGUCAUGCCGCAGUUCAUGGCCGGAUGUGUGCGCCCUUGGUCAUUGCGUGGAAGAAUGCGCUGUCAAUAGGUCUGGGCCUGGCGCUGGCAUUGGGUCGCGACGGCCUGCCCGGUUUCCGAAACUGCUUGGCCAUGCGCCGAGGAUUUCAGGUGUUGCCCAUUGCUGCGGCUUUUGGCUUUGCUCAGCUGUGCGCCAUGAAGGCGCUCCGGUUUUACGACGCUGGCAGUCUGAAGGUGAUCGCGCAGGUCAACCUCCCACUAACAGCACUGCUUUCGUGGCUGCUUCUCGAUCGACGCUAUUCCGCACAGAAGUGGUUAGCAGUGGGUCUGAUGUUGGUUACCAACGUGGCCUUCCUGCAGGUUCGGAUGCUUGUACUUCAACCGCAGAGCUGCAGAGAGGAGCUGUGUGAUGACUCCCUAUUCAGGAUCGCACCCAAAGUUUUGGGCAUGUUCUACUUCUUGCUUGGAAUCGCUGUUUCCUGCUCUGCUUCGAUCUUUGCUGAAAAAUUCUUGAAGAAGUGGCCUGAAGAGCCGUUCUACAUUCUGAAGACAAACCUCAUGAUAGGGGAACUGAUCCUUGCAGUGCUGGGCGUCAUCAACAAUUUCUCGAAAGAGGACAGUGCAGACGAAGACAACGACUCCUGCUCUUGGGACCAGUUCCACGACUGGAGGAGACAACUGCCGGUUGUCCUCGUGUGGCUUCUUCACGGCUGGAUUGCUGGCCUUUUGGUCAAGCGAUGUUCAGCCCUGGUGAAGAAUGUGUCACACAUUCUGUCUACUCUUGCAACGUAUGGGUAUGCGCUGCUUACGCAUGCGCUGCCGUUCUCGUGGCCGGUAACACAGGCCGGCGUGCUGGUGCUUUUGGCAGUGCUGAACUUCGCAUCAACUAGCGACCAGCGCGGCCACAAGGAGUCCAGGCGGAAGCGGUCAAGAUCGGUGGACGGCUUGUGCCCGCUUUGGCCGCCAAUGCCGCGAAAGCCGCAGCGCAGCACGACGAAUGCAGCUGAACGCAGCGACGAGGACAUCCUUCGCCAGCGCCGGCGGAUCGAAGCAGUGCAGACUGCAGAUUUUAUUAUGCUUUUACUCUCUUGGCAUCUUUGGCUUUUGGCACUGAUUUGGUUGGUGGCUUUCGCCGAGCUUGCUACUGCCAAGCAGAGUCGGUAUGCUGGCUUAGAGAGCAGCCCUGUCGUCCUCUUUAGCUGCGGACAACUUUGCGGCUCCCUCUCCAGAUUGACGCCAAAUGGCGAGUGGCCUGCCUGGCGGAAGCCCUGGUACCUGGCAUGGGUCGUGGUGCUGGGCGUCAUGGCCGUCAGCUGCGUGCAGAACUCCGCGCUUGUGGCGGGCGGACUUUGUGGGCUGCUGGCUGCAGCGAUGGCCUGGGCCUGUCCUGCAGGGGCAGGAUCUGCCCAGCAACCCAAGGCGCCCGAUGCUUCCCUCGGACGCGGGCUCGUCAUGAUAGAUGGGAUGACUGGUCUUUUGCUGGCUGCGCGGCAGCUAAGCACCGUGCUAUGGCAAUCUGGGCUGGAGGUGCUAGCGGCUUCCAUCACGGCAUUGCCAUUACUGAUGUUUUCAGUGGCGCUGAUGUUCUCGUCUUCUGACAGUUCUUCGCUGCUGGUGUCUGUACCAUCGGCCAUGUUGCACCUGGCAGCAGCAGCCGCCUAUUCUGUAUUGUCCAUGAACGAUUGGACAGCCGUGGCCGUUCUCACGCUUGCCUUGAUGGCUCAUUUGACCCUGUACUUGCCACUGCCACUCAAUGAUCCUGAGAGCAACCCUUUCUACACGUCUCUGCGACGUGUGCGACAUCAAUUUGUGCGCUUUCUGGCACAACCCGUUUCUGGUUUCGGCGACGAAAGCUCCUGA
Molecule: messenger RNA, 2193 nt
Organism: Symbiodinium necroappetens
Lineage: Eukaryota; Dinophyceae; Suessiales; Symbiodiniaceae
Source: the annotation of a GenBank genome assembly